This is a messenger RNA of Pocillopora verrucosa, 3845 nucleotides long. Its product is annotated as nucleotide-binding oligomerization domain-containing protein 2-like. NCBI's taxonomy places the organism in Eukaryota, Metazoa, Cnidaria, Anthozoa, Scleractinia, Pocilloporidae. The record is from RefSeq and is a predicted model, not a curated record. Gene Ontology annotation, molecular function: protein binding.
UUUAAAAUUAUUUGCCUAUUCAAUGGCCGGCGGAUGUUGUUGCAACGAAUGAAUCAAAAGAAGCGCUUUUGACUCCCACGUCCUUAAGCUAAUUCGGCUUCGAAGUGAUCGUCAAGCAAAUCUUCACCGUUCCAAUGGAAGGACUGAAAGAGUUCCUAACUCCAACUCGCUUCAGUUUAUUCGGCUACAUUGUCGCAAUCGUCUAUUUCUUCGCAGGAGUUGUAUUUGUAGGAAUCACAAGCAAGUUGAGACUGAACGAAAGGAGAACGUUUCUUUGCGAUUUCAGCGGCGCACAACCGGCUGACAAACUAUUUCUUCAGGCGCAGUGCUUUGACAAGUAUGAGCAACAUUAUAAUUCUCCGCUGCCGCUUUACGUGUUUGUCCUAUUAAAUUUUGCUACGGUGAUUGUGGUAUGCCUUGUUUACAGUUGGUGUUGCGUGAAAUCUCGAGUGGAUAAGCUACAAGCGGCGGUAAUACCAGACGCAGAAAACCCUCGUCCACGGCCUAGAGUCGAAACUCGUUGUAUUUUCUUCUUGUAUUUCCUUCAUCUCGUCGCACGACUGUCGUUGGGGAUCAUUUUCGCGGUGUUGCAAAACUUCAUGUUUUAUUCAGGCGGCUUUCAAGUCGCAUUCGUCUGCGUUUCGUUGAAUGGCACAAAGAGCGCUUCGUCCGCAAAAAGCGAACCUAUUACAUAUUGUCACAACUCCGUUGCGUCUGAAAAGGGCACAUGCGCACUGUUGGUCCUUGCAGUUAAUGUCAUAUUUGCAUUUCUGGUCUUCGGGGAAAUUGUUUAUCUUGUAGUGCGAGCAUUUCGAAGAAGCAAAUUCGCGUCUGACUCAGAAUUUUGUGCGAAUUAUUUCUUUCACCAAAGCGUGACAGCUCUGACACCAGUUUGCUCUCGUCAACGCAUGAAAAGGAGAAUACUACAAGAGACAGAAUUUCUGGAACCACUUAUCCACUGUGGUAAGGAAAGCGCAAAUAAGAGGGUUUCUUUGGAUGAAAUAUUCCUCGAUGUGAUCAUUUACACCGGAAGAGCUACUGACGAAUUUCUUAGGGAAUGCAAAAGGCAUCUAAUAUACGACUUUUACUUGAAGCCUGAAAGUAAAAAAGGAUCUGUUGAGAUCAAGACGCGCAAAGAGCUUUUUCUAGCCAACGAAGAUGCCGACAACCCUCGCAAAAUUCUUAUCGUUGGUCGCCCUGGCAUCGGGAAGUCGCUGCUCUGUCGAAAGUUGCUUCGGGACUGGAGCAAAGGGGAACUUUUCCGUAACAUUUCGGAGCGUUUUAAGUACGCCUUUUUGUUCCAAUUUCGAUCAUUCUAUGCAGAAACGACAGAAAAGAUUUCCCUUUGGCAAUUGUUUAAUCGCGCUGCUUGUAUGGACGGACCAGUCGACCAUGGCCUUUUUCAAGAGUUAUUGGACAACCCCGAGACAAUCCUGCUUGUAUUUGAUGGCUUAGAUGAAUUUAGGGACCAGGGCAGUUGUACUGCAAACGAAGCCGCACGGUUCGGUAAUUCUCCUACCGAGGAAAUGCCUGUAUCAGCCUUGUUUGUAAAGUUACUGCAAGGCAAACUCCUUCCGGAUGUAACAGUGGUGACGAGCUGUAGGCCGACAGCAUUGGAAAGCGUCGAGGUCUCACAUUUUGAGAGGACUGUGGAAAUUAUGGGAUUUACGGAAGAGAAGGCUCACAAAUAUGUGAACAAAUACUGCCAAGGAGACGGCCACACUGCAGCCAGAAUAUGGGAGCAUCUGAGUAGUAACUUACACUUGUUGUCUUUAUGUUACAUCCCUGUGAAUUGCCGCAUAUUUUGUUACUUUCUGAAGGAGUUAAUCAAGCCAUCUCCACCUGACGCAGGAAGCGUCAUUUUGCCCACAAGACUGACGGACGUGUACCUUGGAGCCCUAAGGUUGUUUGUCUUUUCACAUCAUCCUGAAUUUCGAGAUAAACCAUUUCGAGGAAACGAAAGCUUUUCAGAUUCGGUUGAAAAGACUUUGACUGAUCUUGGAUCGUUGGCGAGGAGAGGUAUAGAGGAAGGACGGUUAAUAUUCGAUAAAGAAGAAGUCGCAGGAAUGACAAAUUGUGGUUUGCUGACCCAAUUACCUGACGCAAGGUUGUCACCGGUGGAAUUCAAACAGCGCUUCAGCUUCAUCCAUUUAACCUUACAAGAGUUUCUCGCGGCAAGGGAAAUUUCGAAGAUGGAUCCGGCUGAACUGAAGAUCUUUAUCACUUCCAACGCUGAGGAUCCAAAGUGGCAGCUUGUCAUUCAAUUCGUUGCAGGAUUGAUCCAUGGUAAAAAAAUGGAGGCCAUCGAGGGUAUUGUGUCUUGCCUUCACGAUUCGCUGCUCUCAAAAUCACCUAGCAGACCGUCAAGAAGGAAGGCUUUGCUCAUGAUGAACUGCCUGUACGAAUACAAUGACGAGGCUACAGUGAAGAGAGUAGCCUCAAUGUUAAAGCAGAACAGGGAUUUCCACGGAUUCAUUCAGUUAUGGAACUGUAACGUCACACCUGCCGAUUGCACAGCAAUCGUUUACUUCUUAAAACACAUUGAGCCGCUAAACUACUACCUUGAGCUGACUUGCAAUUCCUUAGGAGAUGGCGGUUGUAAAGAACUUUCAAAGCUGCUAAUAGAGGGAGGUCCAGUCAAACUGGUGAUACCCGAGAACAAUAUCACCGAUCAGGGCUUGAUUGCACUGGUAGAAGCUAUCAGUGCGGACAGUUGCAAACUCAAAAAGUUGAACCUUGUUAAGAAUACCUCGAUCACUCCAGAAGCUUUGGGUCUUUUAUGCGAGUCGCUGAAAGAGAGGAGUUGCAAACUCACCCAUUUGAACCUUGGAGGACUCCAACUCACUGAUAAUGUAUUGACACAACUGUGUGAGUCACUUCAACAUGUGAACUCCUCAUUGACCUACCUGAAGAUGACCAAUGACGACUUUUGGACUGAUGCGCUCAUACUAAAGCUCUGUGAAACACUUAGACACCCAAACUGCCAGCUAACCGCGAUAAGAAUUUCGGGCCAUAAAAUAACAAAUCAAGGAGUACACUACUUCUGUGAAGCACUGGAAUGUAAGCACUGUAAACUUACAUUGCUCAACCUGACCAGCAACCGAAUUACUGCUGUGGUGCUGCCAAAUUUGUGUAAAGCAGUGAAGCACCAGAAUUGCAAACUCUCGACGCUACACAUUACUUCGUGGAACAUCAAUAACCGAAGCAAACAGAAGCUUGAAGAUGCGCUCGAAGCUGCCAUUUCCGUAAGAAAACAAGCUCCAAAGGAACUAGAACCCUCGAUAAGUUUCCGUGAAACAUCUCACAAACUUGAGUUUUUUCAUGCAGUCCACUUCUAAUUCUCGUUAUAUACAUUUCACAGGGGGGGGGGGGGGGAGUGGGAAAGAAAAAGGGAAAAUCACUUAAUUUUAAAUUAACUGUCGCAAGGACUGUAGCGUCCUAAAUGUGACUUGUAUAAACCUCGCGAAAGGGACAGAUGCAGACGAGUAUAUGCAUUUGCAGGGCUAAGUUCCCGUUUUCAACCGAAUGGCUUAUAAAAACGAGAGGUUGAACCACUUAAGAGGAUGGGUUUGUUCAAACUUUAUGGCUAGAUUUAUCAUCGAUUUAGUGACUGACUGAUUGAUGAAUUCAAUUAAAUUUUUCAGAAAGUUGUUCAAAAUUCCUUCGAGGCUGAAAAAAAAGAUUGUCUUUCCUAUGUUCAGGUCAGUUCAACUGGCUUUGUUUAAGUCCAGUAAUAAAACUGAAAAAGUGAUAAUUUAUACGGUGCAAUUAUGGCUUUGCAUAUGUUGCACUAUUCAAGGUUUGGCGUAGAGAAAAAAUAAUGUCACUCUGAGCGACUCUCCCCC